This is a messenger RNA of Galendromus occidentalis (western predatory mite), 678 nucleotides long. RefSeq names its product zinc finger Ran-binding domain-containing protein 2. Gene Ontology annotation, biological process: RNA processing. The record is from RefSeq and is a predicted model, not a curated record. The transcript is spliced from 4 exons. Bases 1 to 678 code for a protein of 225 amino acids. Gene Ontology annotation, molecular function: RNA binding; lipopolysaccharide binding. NCBI's taxonomy places the organism in Eukaryota, Metazoa, Arthropoda, Arachnida, Mesostigmata, Phytoseiidae.
AUGAGCCGGAGCUCGAUCCCGAAGAGAGCGUCGGGAAGUAUCGCGACAUUAGGGAGCGCCACAAUGAGCGGAACUUCGUUCCAGCUCCCGGACUGGGAAUGUCCCGACGAGAAAUGCAGGAACGUGAAUUUCGGGAAAAGGACCGCGUGCAAUCGCUGCGGCAUCGCGCGACCCAGAGAACAUUUCGUGAACGCCACGAAAAAGCUCGGACACGAAAUCGGCAAGCAAGCGGCCGACAAGAGCAAUGGACUGUUUUCUGCCGAUGAUUGGCAAUGCGGUAAAUGUGGGAAUGUCAACUGGGCGCGUAGAAACAACUGCAAUAUGUGCGGUGCUCCGAAGGUCGGUGAAGUGGAACGCCGGACCGGCUUGGGGGGAGGAUACAAUGAACGUGAGAGUGUCGAAUAUAAGGAACGCAGAGAACACUCCGACGACGAAUACGAUGACUUUGGCAGAAGGAAGCGGCGGAAAGCUAGUGACACGCGCGAGAAAUCCGACUCUAGGGAAGCGUCAAGCUCAUCGUCUUCACGUGGACGACGCGACAGGUCGAGAUCUCCGAUUCCCUCGAGAAGAGAUCGUGAUUACAAACCAAUAGAGAAGCAAUAUAACGAUGAAGAGGAGGAUGACGAAGAAGACGAUGACGACGAUGCCGACUUGUCUAAGUAUGAUUUGCUCGCCUAA